Molecule: messenger RNA, 3183 nt
Organism: Caenorhabditis auriculariae
Lineage: Eukaryota; Metazoa; Nematoda; Chromadorea; Rhabditida; Rhabditidae
Source: the annotation of a GenBank genome assembly
AUGUUGGCAUUUUCUAGAGUCGGAGAGUUUUUUGAGGUUCCUAUGCACAACUUUUAAAUUGAGUUGUUCACAUUUCUCAUUCAAAAUCAGUUCUCGGAGUAAUUGAAAAAUGAACCAACUCAUAGAAUUUAUGAGACUUGAUCUGUUUUUUGAAGUAAUCUUUUCAAUAAACUGUACUAUUUUUUCUGUACAGGCAUUUUCCUUUGAAACUGUCGAAGUUUUGCAGGAUUUUGUCAUACUUGAACUUUUUCGAAUCUGUUCAUUUGAUUCUGUAAAAGAGGUUUUUUCCUUAAAAUCAAACCGAAUCAUGUUGAUCUUGAAGUUUUUGAAGCAAUGCUUAUUUCCAACGUUUUGUACAGUCUUACUAUCCUACCAUUCGUUAAUUGAUCUUGUCUCAGGAUCCACUUCUUUUGCCCCCGGAACCUCCUUCCAUUCCAAACAAUACACAACUCGACAGGAAAGAGAAGGUUUUUGAUUCCUUUUUUUCAAAUUGCAAAAUCAAUUUUUCAGGCCAGAAUAUUCAUGGAACGGCUUUUGAACGAAAAACGCCUGAAAAAGCAGCAAGAGGAGGAGGAAAAGCGAAAAACCGAAGAAGAAGCGAAGAAACCCAAGGUUUUUCAGUGGAAGUUCAGCCGGAGAAAUCUAUGCUUUUUUCAGAAAUCGAGCGAAGAUGAGAAGAAGGAGCCGGUGAAGAUUGGCCUGAGCGCCAUCGACGAUAUUAUCAAUAAGUUGGUUUUUUUGCGUAGAAAAAUGAUGGAAAGCUUCUAACUGUCUGCGCUCUCUUAUCAUUCACCGGAAGGAAAUAUCAGGUCUAAAAGGAGAGUUCAGAGAGUCAGAAUUAUGUAGAAUAUCUUUUCGUGGUUUUUGUUAUAGCUUCAUUUUGGAACUUUCUAAUUCACUUCUCUCUCUUCUCCCUCACAAGGUUGAAAUAUCAUAGAAAGAUGAGAGACUGCAGAGUGUUAGACAUUCCAGUCGGCUUUCUGAGAAAUAUAAACUGGUGAAGUUCCAACUCAAGUUACGUACGCUCCAUGCGCUGAUGCCUGGUUCAUUCUAACUUUCCAGGCUCUCUUUUCUUUCUUUCUAGAGAAAGACCACGGAAAAACGAGAGAGUGCAGAUGGUUAGACUUGUGUAAAGAGUCAAAAAUAGGUUUCCUAAUAACGAUAAGCUUGGAAGUCUAACUGUCUGCGCUCUCUGCUUUCUGGUCAGAAGUAGAGGACAAAUAAGAAGCAGAGAGCUGAGACAGUUAGAGUUUUCAAGCUACUGUGAAUAAUUUAUUCUUUGGUGUAGUUUUGAAAUUGCUGAUUAUUAAUUUGAACGAUUUUUGAGUAGUUUUUCUCGGGACAUUACAUGUUUUACAAAGCUCAAGGUUGAAACCUUCAGACGCAUCGACAGUAUCCUCGUGGAGUCGGGCUUCAAAACCGAGGAGAAGAAGAAGGAAGAGGAGAAAGAGGAGGAUACAGAGAAGAAGAAACGAAGGAAACGGAGUCGGUCGAGGUCUCGGAGCGGCGAACGGAAGAAGUCGUCGAAAAAAGAGCGCCGAAGAAGGUCCAGAUCGAGGUCCCGCUCCAGGGAAAGGUCCAGGAGAAAUCGGAGACAUCGGAGUUGAAAUGUUCUCUUUUCCUUGUUUUUUUGAUAAAUAUUCUAUUUCCUUGGGUUUUCCUGUUGAUUUUUGUUAUGGGGACACAAUCCCUCAUUUUUAUGGCUUUGUAUUGAAGUGCAGUGUAUUAGAGAUAUUCGGAAGCGGAAGCGAGAGAGCAGUGUGACUUGAAGAGACUACAGACAAGUGAGAAAACUUUGCUCUCUGGCGUCUCUUCCAGAAACUGAUCUCUCUAUCCCGCUUUUUGAAAAACCAAUUAUAUUCAAAACAGCACUCUGAUGUGUUAUAUAUAGUAAAGCUUUUUGAAUAUUUUUACGUUUUUAUUUAAAAGGAGGCUUCGCGCAUCGAUGAACAUUAUCAACAAAUUUAUUUGUUUUUUGAGAUGUUUCUGAAAAUGUCAAGUGAAUUUGAUAACCCUGUUACGAAUUGUAGAAACGAAAAUUGUUGAAUAUUUUAUAAAAAAACAUGAGCUCAAGUAAUUCUUAUCUCAGUCCUAAAACUUCCAAAAAUUUGCUUAAAAAGUUGAGAAAACGCGUAACAUUUCGUCAGAAACGGCUAUCGAACUUUUUGUCUUACUGUAGUUGGGAGACGUGCAGACACCCGCAGUUGCGGACUAAACUUUUUUCUUACGACACUUGUAUUCUCACCUAAUUUUUUUCCGAUUUCUGAUUUGAAAACGUUUUUCCUUCGAUUGUGCGGGUUGAAUGAUGAAAUAGAUGUUAUUUGGAGUUUUACGGGCAACAUCAGAAUCUGGGAAGAAGAUAUCAAAGAAUUGGUUCCAUUCCGUUUGCUCGAACUUCUUUGUACAAUGAUUCAAAUUUGUUCUUUUUCCUAUUCGUCAUAAAUAGUGGGAAAGAAUACAAGUCUAUUUUUCAACUUUUGUGUUUAUGUUUGAAAAAAAAAAUUUGGAUAAACAAGUUGGAAAUCGAUUGAAUUUCCUUCAUAUUCCAGCUGGAAAAGAGUCCGACAGUGAACAUGAAUUUCUCGUGGCACAUCCCGGGAUCAAAUUUCUCGUUGAAUGGGAAUUGGUAGAACAAUUGUUGAUUUUAUGUGGAAUUGAACUUUUUUUUCAGUUGGACUCCUUGCUCCGGUGGCUCUGAGAUCUUUCCCUUCAGGCACCCUUACUGAGGUUUCCCGUUUUUCAUUCUGAAUAGCGUAUGAUUUUCUCUAAGAUUCCAAAAAUCCAGUCGGUUUUUGAAUCUUUUUCUUUCUCAUUGAAAAAUCUGCAGUGCUCCUUGAUAACUGCCUAUUUUUCAAUUUUUUACAAGUUUUUGAGAACUUUUUCAAGUCAUUUCAGUCUAUUUUACGGCCUUUACUUUUCCGAUUAUUUUAGUAAACAUCUAGAUGAUUUUGCAGACUCGUUGAAGAAACGCUGGACGAGGCCCUGGCGUCGACUUCGACCUUCGAUCCGGACAUUUUGGAUUCUCCGACGACUUUUCCACAAGAUCAACCGGCGACUUCUCUUCAGCCCAGUUCGAAUCUGGCGGCGGUCAGUUUUUUUCAGAAUUCAGUAAGUCUGCCAGAAAUUCAAAAGAAGAAUCGGAUAAUUUUGCUGUCUUCAGCUUUUCAAUUUUCGAAGCAGUAG